UACAGAUCCACAAGUAACAGGGAUAACUGGAACCCAUGAGAGGCAAAACUCACAGGAGCAGUGCGGAUGUUUGGUCGGGGAAGGCAGAUUUGUUCGGGGAUCUGAAGGAGCAACUUUGUCCGGCUGAAGAGAAAAGAGGACCUCUCGGGAGCUCAAGAUGUUGACCAUAAAACUACCGCAGCUCUUCAGCAUCCAUCAGAUGCCUCGGGUAUUCUGGGAAGAUGGGAUCAUAUCUGGGUACCGGCACCCCAAGAGCUCCGCCCUGGACUGCCUGCUCAGUUCCUUCCAAAUGACCAAUGAAACUGUGAAUAUCUGGACCCACUUCUUGCCCACCUGGUAUUUCCUUUGGAGGUUCCUGCUUCUCUCCUACACCCUGGACUUUUGGGGUCACUCCUAUAACUGGCCCCUUCUGGUUUACAUGAUGCUCAUCUGCCUGUACCCCUUCACCUCCAGCUUUGCCCACACGUUCAGCAGCAUGUCCGCCCACGCCCGCCACAUCUGCUACUUCCUGGACUACGGAGCCCUGAGCCUUUAUAGCCUGGGCUCCGCCUUCACGUACAGUGCCUACACCAUGCCUGACCGCUGGAUCAACAGCGCCCUCCACCGAUACUUUGUGCCCGUCGCAGCCUUCAACACCUUCAUCUGCACAGGACUGUCUUGCUACUCCCGGUUCCUGGAAGUGGAUCGGCCGCGGAUCAGUAAAGUCCUGCGCACGGUGGCGUUUGUGCACCCCUUUAUGUUCGACAAUAUCCCGCUGUUUUUCCGGCUGAUAUUUUGCUUUGGAGAAGACUGUAACUGGAACGAGGCGAUCCCCCUGCACUUCUACCACCUGACCUUGGCUUUUCUCACUGGUUUCCUGUUCGCCUCCCAUUUGCCAGAACGCCUGGCGCCCGGCCGCUUCGACUACUUUGGCCACAGCCACCAACUGUUCCACGUCUGCGCUGUGCUGGGCACUCACUUCCAGCUGGAGGCGGUGCUGUGUGACCGAGCCUCUCGGGAGGCGUGGCUAGCCGUACACUCAGAAGAAGACUCUCUGGCCUGUACCCUGGGGGUCGUGGCCACCGCCCUGGCGGGGAACCUCAUCCUCAUCUGUUUCUUCACUGCCACCCUGAUGUGGUCUCCACGGGCCAACUCCAUUCUCCACAAUCACAACCCCGGCAAUGGCAAACUGAAGGAAUGCUGAGGCACCCGCUGCCCCCCGAGAUGUUGCCAUUUGGGCUCUACUGGCCCACGGCUAGUGUCAGUCUGUACGGCCCUAGCCAUAAAGUGCAGCCUCCUGUAGAGAAAGGAUGUCCCGCUGUCCGGCCAAUGUAUUGGGAAACAGGCCGAGCCUGAGCUUGGAAAACGAUAGCACUUGUGUAUAGUAGUACUGAGUAUGUUUCACUAAGCACCUUCAUGGAAUUGUGGGUAAUUAUAGGACCAUAAACACGGCAAACGUUCCGCCUUUAAAGGAUAAUUCCAAUUGGGUGGCAUAAUCUGUGUUAAGAACUACAGGAACUGCCCCCUGGGUAAGUGAAUCGAAUCCACCCCUGUAUUUGCCCGGGUGUAGAGCUCUGAUUCUCUCUACUUCCUGCUUCUGGGCUGCUCUCUUUCCCACAGGCAGGGGCGGGGCUUUUACUAAAAGGGGUUAGAAGCACAUAGUCGUGGCAAGCUCUUUCUGUUGGUGGAAGUUCUAUCUUCUUGGCCAAUAGCAUUCAAUGCAAUGGGGAAACCACCUCAUUUAGGAGAAAAACUCUGCCCCACUUCCUGUCCAUGGGAAAGAGAGCAGCCCCCAAACAAGAAGGACAUAGAUGUAUGUGUCUAGGUAUGUCCCAGGGUGGAGAUGAAGUGCUCAGAAGACAUAAGGAGUCUCCUAGUGAUUGAUGGGCCCUAGUGAGUUGUCGAUGAGUGGAACGGAGCCCCAGAGGAGGUGGGCUGUAUUUAGGAUUGAACUGGGCAUAAAGAUUUGGGGGAUUCAUUGGAUUGCAGAGCUUUUCUGCUGCAGCUGCUCCCAGGAUUGACAGGGCCCGUGCCCCAAACACCCGAGGAAUUAAGGUGGUACUGCCCCGUCAUCUGAUUUACUAGAAUGUUCCAAGGAAGUGUAAGUAAUGGACCCGAUGUUUGUGGUUCUAGUGGGCCGGCCCAAACGUGGGCUGGUGUAGGUGUUGGACUCUUCCCUACCAUAAUGAAGGCAUCUCAGACCCCCGCUGUCUAGCUGGGGGUGUAAUUGAGGUAGAGGGAAUAAUUAAAGGGGAAAUUGGCAUGUGACUAUUGGGGUCAGAUUAUAUAGAAGGAUCUGUGUGGUGUUGGUUCUGCUGCUGUUAUACGCUGUUACUCUGGGUAUAUAUAUAAAUAAAUCUAAUUAUAUAAAUGUAGUGACCUGCAAGGGGGCAGCCAUGGGCAGUUUAGGCAAAGUUAAAGGAACAGUGUCGUCUCACGUCUCAAUACAAUGUGGCAUCCCAAUUUGGGGACGCUGUGCUUUUAAAAGCCGCUGCAUUGGUGUGUGUUGUGCUUCCCUCUAGUGUUCAACAGUCGGUACUACAGGUUUGUGUAUUCUGGGCAUUUCUCUACAUUGCCACUCGACCAUACUCAGUACUACUAUAUACCGAGCACGUUGUCAUGUAUUCAUGGGGCGAUGCAAACGGGACCACGUUGAGCCCAGAAUGAACUUGCCCCCCCCCGCCGCUGCUGAAUGUAUCGUUACUGUUACUAAUAUUAGUAUUUUUGGGUGGAAUUCCCUAUAUAACAGGACUAACUGCACUUUUUCUAGUGAUUUCUAGAUCAUAUUCCCCCUAACCCAAUACAUUCCUGAGCCGGGGCCCAUGCACCGUCUGUUACGACUACUGAGGAGCACACGACACCCCAUUCCUGUCUCUGUUUUUGUUUUGAUGGAGCACAUGAAGGGGGUGUGGCCUCAUGCCAAGGUCAGCUCCAUCUCUCCUAUGAGCUCUGUAACCCCUGACUUGCUGCUAAUGCCUGUACCAUAUUGUCUCUGGACUCCCAGUACAACUCCCGUGACCCUUUAUACACGCAGGUUUAACUGCGCCAGCACCGGGGUAUCUGCCACUUACUACAGGGGCAGCUUGUUUUCAUUCAUACAGAUGUUACUGCGCUACAACCGCCCUUGAUUAUAUGUCAGGGGAUGCUGGGAGUUGUAGUCCAGCAACAUGUGGUGACUCAGGGGCCCUAUAGGUACAGCUGGUCUCCCAGAAUCCCCUAUAUGAAGCUAUAUAACCUCUAACUAACCUCAUGAUAUCAGACAUUAUAUACUACCUUUCCCUGUUAACCCUUGCAGAGGGAAGAGGCAAGUCCCUUUAAUUUAACCCUUAUCCUAAUAACCAUCAUGUGUUUUGUAACAAGGUUUGUAUUGGAAUCAUUAGACAUAACUGUAGAUAAGAAGCCACUGACUGAAAUAAACUUGUUAGCACUA
Molecule: messenger RNA, 3409 nt
Organism: Xenopus laevis (African clawed frog)
Lineage: Eukaryota; Metazoa; Chordata; Amphibia; Anura; Pipidae
Gene: paqr6.L
Product: progestin and adipoQ receptor family member VI L homeolog
Exons: 8
Coding region: 158-1183 (341 amino acids)
Cellular component (GO): membrane
Molecular function (GO): signaling receptor activity
Source: RefSeq, marked provisional